Guillardia theta CCMP2712 is the source of this 831-nucleotide messenger RNA. RefSeq lists its product as hypothetical. Gene Ontology annotation, cellular component: extracellular matrix. The coding region runs from base 1 to 831 and encodes 276 amino acids. The record is from RefSeq and is a predicted model, not a curated record. Gene Ontology annotation, molecular function: protein binding. NCBI's taxonomy places the organism in Eukaryota, Cryptophyceae, Pyrenomonadales, Geminigeraceae. The transcript has 4 exons.
AUGCCAGGGCUCAAGCAUUUGAUGAUGUCCGGCAAUGUUGAGUUGAAACUGCAGACAAACAUGUUCAGCCGCCUUUCCAGUUUAAAUUAUCUCUCCCUCUCACACAACAAUCAGCUGACUAGUCUGCCUCUCGGAGUCUUCAACGGGCUGUCAAAACUAUAUUUCCUUGAACUCGCCAACAAUCGAAUCACAGAACUUCCACCUGGAAUCUUCACAAGCACCCUAUCAACCUUGGAGAGUCUGAGUCUCAAUAGCAAUCGGCUGACCAGCAUCUCCGCGGGUGUCUUCGACGGCCUCCAAAGCCUCAAGUCCCUCAAUCUCGGCGACAACAAGCUGGAAUGCAUCUCCUCUGACGCCUUCGCUUCUCUUCCCUCCCUCUGGUCGUUGAAUGUCUACGGCAACAGCCUGAUCACCUGCUACAACCCUUCCUGGCCCGGCGGCAGCAUGCCACAUCCAGGGCUUCCAACAUGUGUCAAUGAGACCGUCUGCCCUGGCUCUUCUUCUUCCAACGCUUCUUCUCCUUCCAAUUCCUCUUUUCCUCCCCCACCUUCGCCUGCCUCCUGCUCCCUCACCGCAUCCUGGCCCUCCAUCGCCGGCACCUUGCUCGACCCCUCCGACCAGCCCUCGCCAUACAUCACCGGAGGCCUCGGCAAGCUCAUGACCGACGACGAGGAGGUGUGGGUCUGCCAGUACGGCCACGCCUGCGCGCAGGGGAGCGGGGCGGGGGCGACGGACGCGUACUGCUUCAUCUACAACGAGACGAGCGAGACGUUUCGGGCAUGGGGGCUGGCGUCAGAGCUGGGGAUGCACCGAAAGAUCAAACCGAGCUAG